GAAAAUGUAUUCGUAUAUUAUCUAUUCUUCGUCUGCGGUUAGGUUAGGGGUUAGGACCUAACUGUUGGUUCUUGAAAACCUACGCGCAAGUAAGUACGUAUGAACACGGUCUUGACGCUCAUAUACCGAAAGCAUAGAAGAAACCGGCCGAAAACUGAAAAUCAAAUAAGCCGUCGUGAAAAAUCAACGUGGAAAACAAAAACGUUCUCAUUCCGUGCCCUUGGGCAUAGAAAUAUAGGAAUCGAAUGACCGAAGCCGUCUCCGGGUAACGUGAUACUUUGGGGCCGCGUUAAUAAUUAAUUGUGUUCGCUCAAGCGCAGUCUUAUUUUCAUCGGUUAAGAGCGAGCCAGUGUAACUGUUAACUGGCCCUGUCUGCUAUGAACAUCUCAGAUAGAGACAGAUGCACUCUACUCGUCUCCAUCUAUCUGGCAAGAACGAGAAUUUCGUUGUCUUUCAUGUUCAUUUUUCACAACUCAAUUUUCGAACGCUUUCCCCUAGUAAAUUUCCUAGAGCUAUUUAGCUUAGCUUAGUUAGAUCGUGAAUGCGAUUAUUUCCACGUGUUACAAUCUAUGUCUAUAUAGUAUAACAGACGCUUUGAAGAGAUAUAAAAAUAACUUAAAGUGUUUGAAAAAGGAAUAAAUACAAAUGAAUAAUAUAUAUUAGAUAAUGAAUUAUUACAUGGUAGUAAAUCUUCUGAAAUAACAGAUGGAAUUACAAAAGAAAAAAAUAUUAACACAAAAUGGAACUCCUAAUAAGGAAGUUAAUAAAAAAUCAUUAGUUAACAAUGGAAAUGUAAGUUCCGAAACUAAUCAUGCAGAUUUAAAUUUAAAAAAAGGUUGCAGCAACGAUGAAAUAUCAAAUAAAAGUCAACGAUCGAUAAUUAGUGUAAGAAAAAUAGAAGAUUUAUGUAAGACCCCCCCAAAAAGUAAUACAUUGGGAGAUUUAGAAAGCAUAGAGAACAUCCAUAUAAAAAAUAUAAAUAGCCCAAAAAAUUUCACUCCUAAUAAUUUGGGUGUAAAUUUAAUGAAAUGGCAUUCACAAACAGAAACACCAUCGAGACAUAAAAGAAAGGGGCAAUAUCUCUGCAAUGAACAUACACCUGAAAAAAAAAUAAAAAGGGAACUUUGUAGCGACAAUGAUUGUGAUCAAUUGUCUGAUGCAGUCAAAUUAGAAUUAUGUGAUAAUGAAUUAAAUGAUCUGGAAGCUAUUGACAUGUUGCAUGAUCUCAAUUCUGUGAUGGAUUUUGAAGAAAGUAAAAUAGAUACAGACAUUUUUUGUUCGACGAUCGAUGAGGCCAUGCAAGACGAUCAGACUGUAGAAACAUCCAGAGAUCCAGAAGUUGAUCCCCUUUAUAUCACUGACAAUGAAGAAACUAGUACACCUCAUAAAAAUAUAAAAAACCAAGAAACAAGUGUAGAGAAUAAGAUUAGAAUGACAGGAAAACAUAGAUCUAAUAAAGAAGAUACCGACGAGGAUUAUGAUGACUUAAAACAUAUUUUAGGAGAAUUAGAUAUUGAAAUGCCAUUAGAAGAAGAAGAAAAAGAAGAAGAAGAAGAAGAGGAAGAAGAAGAAGAAGAGGAAGAGGAAGAAGAAGAAGAAGAAGAAGAAGAGGAAGAGGAAGAAGAAGAAAAAGAAGAGAAAAAUGAAUUAUCUGAAGAUGCAAUAAAGAAAUUAUAUAGACUAAGAGUACAAUUAAUGCAUAAAGUACCGAUACAACAUAAAAUUGAACAUACUGCAGGCUCAAAAACAUUAACAAAAAGAGAGAAACAGCUGUUCUUAAAACAUGGACCACUAAAAAGUGGUAUAUUUACACCUAACGAAGAUAAAAUUAUCAAGGAUAAUUGGAAAGCAUUUUGUAAAGCUCAUGACUGGAAUCCUAAAUGUGCGAAACCUUUCAUUCAUAUGAAACGUGCUAAGAGAUUUUAUAUAAAAAGCAUAGAACAGAGACGAAAAUUUGUUCAAUUUUUAGCAAAUAAUUUACCAUGGAGAACAUUGUAUAGUGUUUUUCAUAGAUUCAAACACUUAUAUGGAAAUCAUGAGAAAAUUUUUCAAAGAUAUACAUCAGUUGAAGAUAAGAAAAUUUUAUCUUAUAUGAAGAAUAAACAAAAUGAGGAAAAAGUACACAGAUUUUCAGAAUUAAGUAAAAUGUUGGGACGUUCAAGACAUUCAAUUUGGUCACGUUAUCAACUGCUUAAAAAAAUGCAGCAAGAUGAAGACACAUCACCUGAAAUCAAGUGGACAUUAUCUUUAAUUGGUAAAUUUAUAAAAGCUCUCAUGUGCAUAACAUUAUGCGAGACGGUGGAGGAUUUAAAAGAUGCUAUUAUCCCAAAACCGGUUUGGCGCAAAUUAGAAGAAAAGCUAGGUAUACACCAUAAUACAUUGAAGAAAUUCUGGAUAUUUCAAUUGCACAUGCAAUUAUUUUGUCCAGAACCUAUUUAUUUAAAUGAUAUAAAAAUAAAAUUAAUUGAAUACAUUUAUGGAAAAGGGAUUUCGAAUAGUCGAGAAAUAGUCUGGUCAAAUGUAGCGAAAUAUUUUGAUGGAGUUACUAAUAUCUUUUUGUGUAAAAUAUUUUUUUAUCUUGUGCAAGAAGCUGCUCUAAAAAUAAAUACAAAAAACUUUACUGACAUCGUGGAGUAUUUAUAUAAUGAAAAGAUACAAGAUAUAAAAAAUGAAUUGACUGAUAAAUUUCUUCCUAGACUCUUUUAUAAUGGAAAAGUUAAAAUUAUAGACGAAGACUUGAACGAAGAUAUCAAUAUAUAAUAAAAUAGGAAAAGAUAAAUUGAGCAUCUUGAAUAUUUUCUCAUAUAAUUCAUAUUUGAAUUACAUCGUCAUACAUAUAAGUUUCUACUAACUUUUUUAAUUUAGAAAAAUUCAAAAAAUAAUAUAUUUACAUCUAUCUUUAAAAACACAUUACUAUAAUUUAUUCAAUAAUAUUUAUGUAGUAUACAUACAUUCCAAUAUUUUUCUUAUACAGUUUAGAAAACCAAGAUUUAAACUUUAUUCUUCUUUGAUUCCUUUUCCAACGCCUUCUCCUUUGCCCUUUGAUAUAGAGGCACUAACUUGCCCUCUUUAGCAAGCAUUUUGAGAAGCUCCAUUAUUAAUGGCAAAUAAUUAUGCUUCCUUCUAAUAUUCUCAAUCUGAUAUCUUUUAGAUUUUCGAAUUUCUUUCUCAAUCAAUGUUUGAAGACGUUCCAAUUCUGCUGGAUCACAGACAUUUGCUAUUUGUCGUUCAUAAACUACUUUUCUAUCUGUUACUAUUGCCAUUAAAUUAAAAUGUAUUUCUCCUUCGUUAUAUCUGCAAACAUAAAUUGUACAAUUACUACAUAAAACAAAUGAAUACAUUAACCAGGUGAUAUUUACUUAUUUAUUCGUUUCUGUAUUAUUGGUUUAGCUGAUUGAACCCAUUGAUCUCCAAGUGGACAAGGACCUAAAUCCAUGGGUCCAUCUUUUAAUCCAUCUAACUCAUAUAACCGACCGUCAAUAGGAACGUAGCUCACGAAAUGAAAUACGUCAUCAUCUUUAGACGCUUGUUUUGAAUCAUAUUCAAAUAUUGUUUGUCUACAAUAAAUAAUGUUUAUUUUAUGUCAUAUAUAUAUACAUAUCAUAUAUAUAUUUUUAACAUUAAGAUAUGCAACACACACACGCGCACACACAUUGUUAUAUGAAAAAUACCUUGAGAAAGAAUUAUGUACUUCUCUUAUCACAUCAGAAUUACUAAGAGCAAGACCUCUCAUGUUAGCAUCAAAACUCUGACAAAAAUUUUUAAAUUCUUCCAAAUUUGGUCCUAAUGAUAUAUCAGAAUGUUUGCAAUUCAGUAAUACACUUAAAAUUGCUUGCGUUGCACAAGCAUUAUUAAUCA
Messenger RNA from Bombus terrestris (buff-tailed bumblebee), 3858 nucleotides. Its product is annotated as DNA ligase 1. The coding region runs from base 706 to 2760 and encodes 684 amino acids. Gene Ontology annotation, biological process: regulation of transcription by RNA polymerase II. Gene Ontology annotation, molecular function: RNA polymerase II cis-regulatory region sequence-specific DNA binding; DNA-binding transcription factor activity, RNA polymerase II-specific. Lineage: Eukaryota; Metazoa; Arthropoda; Insecta; Hymenoptera; Apidae. The transcript has 8 exons. The record is from RefSeq and is a predicted model, not a curated record. Gene Ontology annotation, cellular component: nucleus.